UUAAGAACAAGGUCAUGCGAGCACGCCAGGCACGAGGAGCAAGCGGUGGUCUCGACUGGAAUCUCCUGUCCCGAGACCUGAAGCCGUUACAGCUGGUGGGCAUUUAUGAGAAGCAAAAGGCGACAAUGGCCUGGGAGCUGGGCGACUUGCGCUCCCAAGUGACUUCGCUGUGUCACGAGCUCCAGCACAAGGAGAACAACGCUGCCGCCACCCGACAGCACGAUGUAUGUAUGCCCGAUGCAUUGCUUCAAACACUCUCGAAGUUCCACCUCGUGCAGAUUACGGACCGUUGUGGUGGGAAAAAUCACAGCCAAGCCACCACCUUGUUAGAGCAGCUUUGCGACAAGCUGCAGGUUGGGAGUGCCGCUCAGUUGGCGGUGAGAACACUCCGCUUGAUAUGCUUCCACCACUGAUAUUCCCUCUCUUGCGUGAGCCAGGGUGCAGUCGAAAGCUUGCUUAUGGUCAAUACUGCAGUCCCGUCUUUGGAGGAUUUUGUGGAACAAGUCUGCGACGUCGUCCUGGUUGCUGGACGGGAGUUUCUUCCAAGGUGACGACGAACCUACGAGUAGCUCAAGUCUCUUGCCCGUACUGAUAUUAGUUUGCGGUUAUGCCAGACCCACAGAAAGUCCGUGCGAAGUUCCCAGAAUUCUGGAGGGGUGGCUGGAUGUUCUGUCUGCGGUAACUAGAAGCCAAUCGAUCUCGUAGCUAUUUGAUGAAGGGGAUUCCCGAUGGAACACGCCGAGCGUAAUCUUCGUACUGGGAUCCAAAGAAGCGGCGGAGAAAGUACUCCUCGCAGCUGACGACAGGUAGUGUUAUGAAGGAAAAGAGUAACAAGGAGGCAACAUACGCAAUGCGAGAGUGAAA
Selaginella moellendorffii is the source of this 864-nucleotide messenger RNA. RefSeq lists its product as uncharacterized. Lineage: Eukaryota; Viridiplantae; Streptophyta; Lycopodiopsida; Selaginellales; Selaginellaceae. The record is from RefSeq and is a predicted model, not a curated record. Bases 15 to 413 code for a protein of 132 amino acids. The transcript has 2 exons.